Messenger RNA from Aphanomyces invadans, 1747 nucleotides. RefSeq lists its product as hypothetical. The coding region runs from base 1 to 1578 and encodes 525 amino acids. Gene Ontology annotation, biological process: proteolysis. The transcript has 3 exons. Gene Ontology annotation, molecular function: serine-type carboxypeptidase activity. The record is from RefSeq and is a predicted model, not a curated record. NCBI's taxonomy places the organism in Eukaryota, Oomycota, Saprolegniomycetes, Saprolegniales, Verrucalvaceae.
AUGUUCCGAGCUUGCGCGAUCGCCACCACGGCGCUUGUCGCGUCUGCAUGGGGCGACUCGACGCUGCACAAGAUCACGUCGCUUCCUGGCUACAACGAUCCCAAGCCCAUCAACUUUGACCAGUAUGCCGGCCUCAUUGCGCUGCCGAGCAAUGGCCAAAAGAUGUUUUACUGGCUCGUCGAGUCGGAAUCGAGUCCGUCGACCGACCCGUUGGUGCUGUGGCUCAACGGUGGUCCUGGCUGCUCGUCACUCGGUGGGUUUUUCACCGAGCUGGGUCCGUUUGUCGUUCAGAGCGACAUGACCGUCAAGCGCAACCCGUACGCGUGGAACCGCAAGGCGAACAUGGUGUUUCUCGAUUCGCCGGCCGGCGUCGGGUUCAGCCAGCCUGUCCUGAACGCGUCCGACUACCAUGACGACGUGACGGCGGCGCGGUCCCGCGAGUUCCUCGAGCAAUUUCUCGCGCUGUACCCGCAGUACACGAAUCGCGACUUUUACAUCACGGGCGAGAGCUACGCCGGCAUGUAUAUCCCGUUCUUGGUGCACCAACUCGUAACGGAGCCGGUGGCCGGCCUCCACUUGACCGGGUUCGCCAUCGGCAACCCGUACACAGACCAAAAGAUCGACGGCAAAGCCUACAUGGACUACUAUUACACUCACGGUCUCAUCUCGAUCGAGACGUACCGGGCGGUCGAACGCGACUGCAAACCCACCGAGUGGUGGCUAUGUCAGUUUAACCACCCUGGGUGCUCGUCGCAGUGCGCGGCGACGUACGACGAAGCCGUGGCCAGCGUCGACCUGGAAGAUUUGAACCCAUACUACAUCUAUGGCGACGUGUGCCUGCUCCAAGGCAACCAGUCGCAAGUUCUCAAGUAUCAUGACGUGCGCCCGCUCACCCACCGCGGCAAGAUCCAGCCGUGCACCGACUCGUUCACGACCGUGUAUUUGAACCAGCCGAGUGUGGUCGAAGCGAUCCAUGCCACGGGCGGCACGACGCCGUGGUCAGACUGUAACCCCGCUGUCAGCCGCCAGUACACACUCAGUUUGACUUCACUGGACAAAUACCCGACGAUUCUCGCCGCUGGGUUGAAAGCGCUCAUCUACAGCGGCGACGCGGACGCAAUCGUCAACUUUCUCGGGACGCAGCGCUGGCUCGCCACCGACGUCGGCCUCAACUUGACUGCCACGGAGAAGUGGUCGAGUUGGUUUGGCCCGGACAAGCAGCUCGCGGGGUACACGGAAACCUACGGCAACGUGACGUUCAAAACGGUCAAAGGCGCGGGCCACAUGGUCCCAGCGACGCGCCCCCUCCACGGCCUGUACAUGUUUGAAUGCUUUUUGUACUCGAACCGCGCAUGCACUGCGUUUGCGUACCCCAAGGAUCCGUCCGAGUACUUGAGUGGCGCCGACUUGACCGCUCCCGAGCAAGACAAUCGCCACGUUGAAGGCGCCGUCUGGUGGUGGGUCGGGAUCGCGGCCGCGGUCGCCGUCGGGAUCGCUGUUUGUGUCGUCGUGUUCAAGUCCAACGAGAAGUCGCAGUACGCGAAACUCAACUCGAGCCCGUCCAAGCCUACCCACUAAACGAGUGGAAGUGUGCCAUUACCAGACGGCCCGUCGAUGUGGCAACUCUGAAAUGGUCUCCAUCAAGCAUUCGUUUGAAUUCGACGGUGGCUGGCCAUCCUGGCUCGCCUUGGUGACUUCGUGUAACAUGCAAUGCACCACACUAUGAACAGGCGGCGUUGCUUCUAGU